UUUUUUUUUUGCAUUAAUGUUAUAGAAACUAAGGACGAUCACAGGUCUUCAGUCUUCAAAAUCUUUUUUUUUGUUUGUUUGUUUUUUUUGCUUCUACCUCAUCCCACUUGAUGUCCCACCACAAGACAACACAAAAGUGAGGAUUGAAAGGCAGGGUCACAUUCCCUGUUGGUUGUCUCCCCACCAGUGACAUCAUGGUAAACUAUGGUUUCAGAGCUGAAGAAGAAACAGGAAGUCUACACCCAGGUGCCAGUAAAAGUGAAACUAACUUAAAUUGUGAUACGCCGAAGCAGACAACCAGCAAAGAAACCAACACGAUGGCCUCAAAAGUCUCUCAAUCGGAAGUGGAGUGCACCUGUCCCGUGUGCUGUGAUAUAUUUAAUGAUCCCGUCGUGUUGCUGUGCGGUCACAGUUUCUGUAAGUACUGUCUUCAGGAGUGGUGGAGACAGAGCAGCCAGAAGACAUGUCCGGUCUGUAAAGAGAUGUUUCCAAUGCCUCAGCCACCGCGCAACCUGGCGCUGAAGAAUCUGUCUGAGGCCCUGAGACAAGAGAGGAGUCAGACAUUGGUAUCGAGAUCUAACGAGUUGUGCCUCCUGCACAAUGAGAAGCGCAAACUUUUCUGCCAGAACGACGGACUACCCAUCUGUUUGGUUUGCAAGGAAUCUAAAGCACACAAACAACACAGCUGCAUUCCCAUCAAUGAAGCAGCAGAGGACUACAGAGCUGAACUCAGGAUCAAGCUGGUAAAUCUACAAAGUAAACUGGGAUCAUUUGGGAGUAAAAAACUCACCUAUGAUAAAAUGGCCACCCACAUACAGCUCCAGGCUCAACAGACGGAGAGGGAGAUCAGUGCUGAGUUUCGGAAACUUUACCAGUUCCUGCGAGCAGAGGAGGCUGCAAGAGUAGAUGCAUGUCGGAAAGAAGCGGCACUGAAGAGUGAAGCAAUGGAUGUGAGGAUUCUCAACUUGACUGCAGAGAUUGGUGAACUCAAACAAAAAAUCCAAACCAUAAAGAAGGCGUUGGGAGCAGAAGACCUCGCUUUUCUGCUGAAUCUCAGAAAAACAAUGAAAGGAUCUGAGUUCAAGCUGCCAGACCCAGAGACUCCAUCAGGAGCACUAAUGGAUGAGGCUAAACAUGUUGGGAACCUGCAGUUCUCAGUCUGGAAAAAGAUGGCAGAUAAAAUACAAUACACUCCAGUUACUUUGGAUCCAAACACCGGUGGCUCAUCUCUGAUUGUAUUAGAGAACCUGACUCGUUCAACAACAAGUAUAAAGGAACUGCAGUUUCCUUUCAAUCCUGAGAGGCUGAACUUUAACGACAUUCUCGGCUAUGAAGGCUUUACCUCUGGGAAACACUGCUGGGAUGUGGAAGUGGGUGGUUACUGGGCUGUAGGUGUGGCUAAUAAAACUAAAACUCAAACUAGGAGUUGGUGUUCCCAUGAGAUCUGGGCCAUCUACAUGUGUGUUUGCGGCAAUAUUCUGCGUCAGCUUACCCCGGAGGAUUACGUAACAGAAGUAGCCAAAGAUUUUAUUCCACAAAAAUUAAGAAUAGAGCUCGAUUAUGAUCAAGGAAUACUGACAUUCUUUGACCUUGGCCGGAAAAAGCUAGUUCACACCAUCAAAUAUACUUUCACAGGAACACUUUUUCCAUAUUUUCGUGAGAAUGCAAAGAUUUUGCCGGCUGAAAUGUCAGUUGGCAUAAAAACCCCCAGAAAUAGAAUCUGGAAAACAUUCAAGGCUAAAUAACAAGAUGAAGCUUUAACCUGCCUUAUUUUGGGACAUGGUUGAUUUAGAUCUUAAAUAUGUUAAAAACAGACUUGUAAACUUGCAAAUUUUAACUAUUCACACAAUUUGCCUUUGUUUUGCUUUUUAUCAUUAUCAUUUAUUUUAUAUUUUAGUCAUUGUUCAUAGUACAUGUUCAGAGGAUCUGUCUUUUUUAUGUAUGUAUAUAAAAAAACCACACAAUUCAUCUUGGUAGCAUCACAAGAUGUUUGCUCCCAAUUUUAAAAGAAUCCAGGUGUGUUUAUGUAAAUAUUUAGUGUAGCCUAAUAAAUCUAGUUUAUACAAAUCAGAGUCCAAUUUGUACUUAUAAAUGGUUUUUGUAAUAUUUACUAAAGUUUCAGAGCAAGCUGGGCCAAUUAGAAAUCCAGGAGCAGGCAGUCCACUAGUGAGAGCGCCUGCCAGGCAGGUGCACCCUGUACUGGUUUCCUGUUUCAGGGAAGGAGAGCACCUGUCGGUCAAACAGUGACGUUCCACUUAAGCCUCCAGUUCUGGGAAGCAGCCCGAGCACCUUAGUACCAAAAACAUCUUAUUUUCUCUCUGGUGUUGUCAGGUUUAAAGGAGUGUUUCACCUUUUUUUUUUUUCACUAUGUUACUGUGUUAUUUUUAGAAGUCAUGGAAAAACAGGAAAUAACACUAAGCAAAAACACUUUUUAAGUAAUCAAAUAUUCACCUUGACUGCUUUUAAAGCGAGGAAAAAACACCAUCGCUACACUGCAAAAUAUUUUAGUCUGUACCCCCAGGAAGUUAAGUUUUACUGGUUAAUUGGCUGUUGAAGGAAAUUGUAAAGUAAAUAGUAAGCUGUGGGUGUCUGCUGUUCUUCUAAUGACAGUUUUGGUUUUAAAUGGGUUUCAGGCUAAAUAGUUG
Molecule: messenger RNA, 2645 nt
Organism: Melanotaenia boesemani (Boeseman's rainbowfish)
Lineage: Eukaryota; Metazoa; Chordata; Actinopteri; Atheriniformes; Melanotaeniidae
Product: E3 ubiquitin-protein ligase TRIM35-like
Exons: 8
Coding region: 195-1745 (516 amino acids)
Molecular function (GO): protein binding; zinc ion binding
Source: RefSeq, a predicted model, not a curated record